AUGCGGAGCACCACAUUGAUUCUCAUAGCUGCUGUUAUGGCCUUGUACCUUUUGGCGGUCUUCACAGCCGUUGAAAGUUGCAAGGGCAAACCAUCCUCUCCUAAGUGCGUUGGAACCUUUGAUGUUGGCAAUAACCGAAGAAGAAAGUGUAAGAGAAAUGCUAAUAAGGAUAUGUGGCAUUAUAAUUCAGUGACUAAGAAUUGCACAAAACUCGAUUAUAAAGGAUGCGGAGGGAAUGAUAAUCGUUGGUGCAAGCUGCAAUUGUGUGAAGCCUGCCGAGGGAGAUAA
Molecule: messenger RNA, 288 nt
Organism: Drosophila kikkawai
Lineage: Eukaryota; Metazoa; Arthropoda; Insecta; Diptera; Drosophilidae
Product: U-actitoxin-Avd3l
Molecular function (GO): serine-type endopeptidase inhibitor activity
Source: RefSeq, a predicted model, not a curated record